GUGGAAUAUGGCGGCGCUCAAUUUGUUGCAGAGUUCAUGGAGUUAAACGAGCAGACGAUAGGAAAUUGUUUUUAACAGUUGAGCAGAAUGAGUACUACUUACAUCCUUGAACCACCGACUAAUGGAAAGGUGUUACUCAGGACAACAUGCGGUGACAUCGAUAUCGAGUUAUGGUCCAAAGAAGCCCCCAAAGCCUGUCGUAAUUUCGUCCAGCUUUGUCUGGAGGGGUACUACGAUGGCACCAUCUUCCACAGGAUCAUCAAGGACUUCAUGGGCCAAGGGGGUGACCCAACAGGGACUGGUGAGGGCGGGGAGUCGGUGUAUGGUCACCCCUUUAAGGAUGAAUUUCACUCUCGGCUUAAGUUUUCCCGGCGUGGCCUGGUUGCCAUGGCCAACGCUGGACCCAACGACAACGGAAGCCAGUUUUUCUUCACCUUCGACCGCUGUGAGCAUCUCAACAACAAGCACACCAUAUUCGGCAAGGUUGUUGGCAACACAAUGUAUAACAUGGUCAAGCUGGCGGAGGUAGAGGUAGAUGAUGAUGACAGGCCGGUGUAUCCACCCAAAAUCAAGUCAACGGAGGUUUUAGCCAAUCCCUUUGAUGACAUCGUCCCCCGGCAGCUGAAGAAGGAGAAAGACAAGGAAGGGAAGAAGAAAAGUAAAUCCAAGGCCACAAAGAAUUUCAGCUUGUUGUCAUUUGGUGAAGAGGCAGAAGAAGAUGAGGAAGAAGUGAACGAAGCGAGCUUGAAGAUGAAACAGAAACACAAGAGCAAGAGUGCUCAUGAUCUUGGCAACGAUCCCAAUCUUAGCUCAGUUGCUGCUGUCGACGUAGAGAAACCCAAGCAUGCAUUAUCAGAAGACAUCGUCGGAGAUGAAGAUGAAGAAGAAGAAGAAAAGAAGCGAAUAUACGAUGAGGAGAUGAAGGAGUCCAUACGCAAGAAACUUAAAAGGACGCCAGAUAAGCCGAUUCAGAAAGUGGAAGAAGAAAUGGACAGCAGGGAGUCAAGGAGGAGCGAGCUGCGCAAGGAAUCGGAGCAACUGAAGAGAGAGCUGAGGGAAUCGAGGAGGAAAGAGAAUGAUACCAGGAGUAGAGAUGAAGACAAGAGGAAACAAGAACAGAGUGAUGAAGAAGAAGACGAUAUUACGCCCAAAGAAGCAGCUAGUGCAAGUCCACCAACCAACGACAUGAUAUCCGAGUUUCGUCAACAGAAGAAGAGAUUCAGAAGGAUGAAGAAGGACCAGGCAAUGGGUGGCAAUAGAGAAGAUCAGACUCUAGCGAUUCUUGCCAAGUUCCAAAACCGUCUCCAUCAGGUCAAUGAAGAGGAAGAAGAAAAGAAAGAAGAAACUAGAGCUGAUGAGGAGAUUCAAGACGAUGAAGAAGAGGAAGAGAUCAUGGGGACAGGAUGGAUGUCACACGUUCUGAAGUGCGAGAUAAGCGCAAGUCAAGUGAAAGAUGCGAACAUCAAGGAUGCCGACACUUACAGCAUCUUCGACCCAAGGAACCCCAUCAACAAGAGAAGACGAGAAGAAAGCAAGAAGAAAGCCAAGGAGAGAAAAUGAAAUUCAGUAACUGAGCCUUCCUGUAAUGAAAUAAGUGAAUUACAAAAUAAUAUUAAUAAUUAUAAUCACUGGUAUUUAUAAAGCGCCUUUGCUAGAAGAUACAAAGCGUUAAUUAUUAACCCUGUUUAUCGGGCCAUGAGACUAGUUUUCUGCAGAAACUCGAGAUCAGCACAAUCUGGUCUCUACCUUCACAGGUACCAGUUUAUACCCCUGGAGAGAGGCAAUUGUGGUAAAGUGUCUUGCCCAAGAACACAAGCACCAUGUUUCUCAUCACAUGGGUCAAACGCUAUAAAUAUUGGAUCACAGUGCUCCACCGAACAAGUGUCAAUAAGUUCAAGUAUUCACCUAAAAUGAAUUUAUAAUAUGUAUUAAAUCUAAAUGCAGCUUGAAAGUAGCAAUUUAUUAAGUAAUAUUUUCAACAAAACAGUUAUGGCUUGUUGCAUGUAAUCUGAGCUUAAUCAUUAUUAUAUCUACCUGGUAUCCCAACAAAGAAAAAAAUGGUAUUUAGUGACUGUGGAGCAACUGAAGGGCCUUGCACACUGUCUAUAAUGCACACUGGACACUGGUCCAACACGGAGAUAUCGGGAACCCCUUUCAUUCUAGCAAAAAUCCAAUGCAGCUUCUACACUGGUCCAGCUAGCGCUCUACACAAAAUCCAACCCUGGUUGGGACGAUGGUCUAGAAGCUCCACCUGGGUAGAAAAUCUUAAAUAUGUGGAGUGCCAAAGCCUAGUGAUAUAGGGCAUUGAAUUCGUGGUCUGCGGUAUUUCUGCAGGUUGUUGGUUUGAGCCCAGCCUGGGCAAUGACACUUUAUGCCUAAUAUGGAUAGAGGCCAACCCUAUUCAUACUGUGAAGAGAUUAGAUUAUCUUGUCUUGUUUUAGUGUGAGGGGCUGGUUCUUCCACAUUUUCCUCUGUAGCCGAGUGGCCUUUGGCCUUGUGAUGGGCGAUUUGCAU
This is a messenger RNA of Patiria miniata (bat star), 2514 nucleotides long. Its product is annotated as spliceosome-associated protein CWC27 homolog. The transcript is spliced from 11 exons. Gene Ontology annotation, molecular function: peptidyl-prolyl cis-trans isomerase activity. The record is from RefSeq and is a predicted model, not a curated record. The coding region runs from base 88 to 1560 and encodes 490 amino acids. Gene Ontology annotation, cellular component: catalytic step 2 spliceosome. Gene Ontology annotation, biological process: protein folding; protein peptidyl-prolyl isomerization. NCBI's taxonomy places the organism in Eukaryota, Metazoa, Echinodermata, Asteroidea, Valvatida, Asterinidae.